Messenger RNA from Manis pentadactyla (Chinese pangolin), 1956 nucleotides. RefSeq names its product basic salivary proline-rich protein 3-like. NCBI's taxonomy places the organism in Eukaryota, Metazoa, Chordata, Mammalia, Pholidota, Manidae. The transcript has 2 exons. The record is from RefSeq and is a predicted model, not a curated record. Bases 1 to 1443 code for a protein of 480 amino acids.
AUGAGCAAGGCCGCGCUAUGCCCGCAAGUACCGCCCCGCGGGGGAAAGAGGCUGGGGCAGCACAGCCAGGUGCCCGGCUCACCCCUCGCGCAGGCCCUCCCGGGGGGCCGCCUGUCUCGGGGCCCCUCCCGUCGCACGCCUGCCGCGCCGACAGUGAGAUUCCCUCUCGCGGGCUUUGGCCGUCGUCUCCCGCGCGGGAGCGGAGGCCUCGCGGAGGCCUCGCGGAAGCAGGAACCGGCUCGCCGCCCGCCACGGACCAGGCCCCCGGGGCGGGCGGGCCCUCCGGGCAGCAAAGCCGUUUGCGGCCGGGGCCGACCCGGAGCCGACCUCGGGAGGAGCGGAGCUGCUGCAGGUCCCCCCGUCACGGCGACGAAUCAGCCCCGCGGGCCCCGCAGCCCGCGACCCACCGACUCCCUCCCUCCUGCCCCUCCUCCCGAGACUCGAGGGGCCACCGCGAGCGCGUGCCUUCUGGCCGCCGCCGGGCCUCCGGAAGGCGGGCCAGCGCCGCACAAAGGACUCGGCCGCGAGUCCCGGGCCUUCCGCGCGGCGCGGGGGCCUCCGUACGGCUCGGCCCCGCGCUCGCCCCCCGCGCCGGGUGGGGAGGCCCUCGGGGCGCUGAAGGGCAGCGCGUCCCGCCCGCGCGCCGCCGCCUCCCCUCCGGCCCGGCCGGCGCCUCCCGCCCCCGGGGCCCCCGCGGCGUCCGGGACCCAGGCAGCCACGAGCUCCGGCGGCGCCCCCGCCGCGCGCCCCCUGCGCCCCCCGCGGCCCUGCCCCUCGGCCCAGCGGAGCGAAGCCGGGUCCCGCGCCCCCCACGCUGCCCGGCGCCGAAGCGAAGCCGAGCCCGCCCGGAUGCCUGGCACCCCGGCUCGGGGCCCGCGCCCGGGCCACCUUACCUCGCGCGUAGACUUGCCCGCCCUGGCGGGCCUCCCGCAGCCGCCGGGUCCUUCGUGGGGGGUCCGGUCGCCGCGCCCGGGGCGGGUCCGAGGAAGCCUCGGUUGCACCAGCUCCCGGCGCUGCCGCCCCCGCUCAGAGCCGCCCGCCCGCGAGCCGGGGGCCGCGGAUGCGCGUCACUCCUCGGCGGGCGAGUCGCUCCGGCGCACCCAUGGCUCGUCCCAGGGAGGCCAGGCCCGCCGCCCCGCGCCCGCGCCCGCCCGGAACCGCAGCCGCGCGCCGCCGGUCACAUGGCGUCCCUGCGGGCCGCGCGCGGCGGGGGAGGCGCCGGAGUCCCCGGGGCCGGAGGCGGGGCGCCUGGCGGGGAGCGGGCAGCGGGCACCCCGGGAAACCGUUGUGCCCAGCCUCACCCUGGUCUCGCCCAGGGGGCCCCGGCUCCCCAGCGCCCCAGAGGGCCCGUCCAGUAGGUCGCCUGGAAGGCUCACCACCAGCGGUGUGCAGAGAGAAAUGCGCCUUCCUACUCGGGUUUCAAAAUUUUCCAAAUACAUCUGAUCUAAUACCAGCAGGCUUCUUAGGGUCUACCCUAAAACAACAGGAGGUCUUCAAAAUUACUGGCUUUUCUUUUGAAUGAAGUAAUGACCGCUUUUUGCCUGAUUAACCCUUUCUGCUGCCCUUGAUGGCCUUUGGGUCCUGUCUGUAGGCGACAGUAUUUUGACACUAGGAAUUAGUUAAGCAUCCACAGCAAAGAGUAAUUUGCAGUGAAGGGAGUCCCAGCUGUGCCCGCCAUCCUGCAGGUACACGGUGCUGUGUUUCCUGACCCCCUUAGUAGCACUGGCAGGGUCUACUGGCCCCCUUCCAGCACCAGGAUGAACAUUUUACCUCAGCAGAUUUAAAACUGGUUCUGGCAGGGCAGCAGCCCCCACUGACUAAACUUAAUUUAAAUUAAAGUCCUAGAGCACACCUCUUCAAAUGUGUCUAUUGUCUCUGAUUGUCGCCUGGUUCAGUUUUGCAGGAUCACCUAUAUUUUAUCUCCUGGGGGCAUGGGGAAUAGGGUUCAAUAGGUAU